UUGUGGCGUGCUUUCCUGCCAUUGCAGAUGUUUCGGUUGAGUUACUCAUAAUAUCUCAGGUGAUAAGAGGGUUUUUAGCAGGGGUAAUGGUUGCAUUCAACUUCAACUACCUUGCAAAAUUCAGUGUUGGCGAUGAAAACAAAACAAUAAUUCCUGCGACCGGAGUUAUAGCAAAUGUUGGCAGCGGCACAGGAGGGUUAUUAGCUGCUCUGAUAAUCGAAAGUUUCAACUGGCGAUAUUAUUUCUACUUUAUGAGCGCUAUAUACAUGUUAGGGCUCGUGUCUCACCUUCUUUUCGUGCAAGAAUCUCUUGAAAAGUCUUGGUACUUGACAGACGAUGAAAAGGAAAUAAUCAUAAAAUCAAACGACUCCAAAGCUGAACAAACUGCAUCAGACCAAGCACCUGACACACUAAAAUCAGGGAUAUGCCGUCUCUACCUACUAGCCUUCUGUAUCCACAACUUUGGGUACGCUUUAAUCUGGUACAAUACCCUCAAUGUUAUACCAUUCUACCUGAAUAAAGUCCUGGGAGCAUCACCUCUUCUCAUCGCAUCAUUGAACACAGCUCUAUGCAUUUUGAUCGCUGUUUGCACUAUUGUAUUCUCAGUGUUGUAUCAGAAACUAGAUAAGAUCAUGUCCUGGGUUGAGUGUAGAAUGAUUCUAACCGUUCUCCCCAUGGUAUGUCAGAUUAUAUUUGCCAUCGGAAUGUCAUACAGUAACACGACCACGGGUGGUGUGAUUAUUUUGUCAUUUUGUGCGAUUGCAUCCUCGACGUAUUUUUCCGGCGGCUUGGUAACCCUAAAUUACGAACUAGAUCCUGAUAACUCUGCUCUAAAAUGCUCGAUAUUCAAUAGUUUUGGUCAGAUGGCGGGGUUUGUAGGACCCUUGUUGAUGGCGGCUAUUACCAACACUCCCCCUGAUACACCAAACUAUACGGAGGUCUACAAACAAAAGUGGUCGUUCUUUUUCUUCGUGGUAGCUGGGAUUGCAGCUGUUUCAUCCCUGGUCAUUGUGCUUGCUUACUUCCUGAAGAGAGACGAGUGGGUUCCUUUCAAGGAUAGAAAGUAUACCACAGAGGUAUGCAGUGCACCUCCUGAGGUAGGAGGAGAGUGAGAUAGGAAGAGCGUGAGGUAGGAGGAGAGUGAGGUAGAAGGAGAGUGAGGUAAGAGGAGAGUGAGGUAGGAGGAGAGUGAGGUAGGAGGAGA
Bolinopsis microptera is the source of this 1204-nucleotide messenger RNA. RefSeq lists its product as uncharacterized. The transcript is spliced from 4 exons. Lineage: Eukaryota; Metazoa; Ctenophora; Tentaculata; Lobata; Bolinopsidae. The record is from RefSeq and is a predicted model, not a curated record. Gene Ontology annotation, molecular function: transmembrane transporter activity. Gene Ontology annotation, biological process: transmembrane transport. The coding region runs from base 87 to 1112 and encodes 341 amino acids.